Phragmites australis (common reed) is the source of this 1480-nucleotide messenger RNA. Its product is annotated as protein trichome birefringence-like 5. The record is from RefSeq and is a predicted model, not a curated record. Bases 89 to 1462 code for a protein of 457 amino acids. Gene Ontology annotation, cellular component: Golgi apparatus. The transcript is spliced from 5 exons. Gene Ontology annotation, molecular function: O-acetyltransferase activity. Lineage: Eukaryota; Viridiplantae; Streptophyta; Magnoliopsida; Poales; Poaceae.
GCUCUCGCUCGCCGGAUCCACCCCGUUCGCAUCACUCCCCGCCGGCCGGGGGGGACCUCACAUCCGGUCUGGGCGCUAGCCUUCGCUGAUGCCGUCCGCGCCGCGGUUCCCGUGGCGCCUCGCCCUCCCGCUCCUCGCCGCCUUCGUCUCCGUCCCGUUCAUCCUCCCGCUCACGCUCCCCCUCCUCCGCCACUCCACCUUCCCGCAGGCGCUCCCCUUCCAACGCAUCAGCUGGCUCCUAUCCCCACCGAUACAGACGGCUCUGCUGUCUCCGCCGCCUCACGUUUCAUCAUCACCGCCUCCAUCCGCUCCCCCGCCGACACCGAUGCAGACGUCACCUUCUCCACCGCCGCCGUCUCCGCCCCCGCCCGAGACGGCGGUGGACGAUGAGAUGGGUGAAAGUGAAACCGAAAGGUGCGACGUGUACGACGGGGAGUGGGUGCGGGACGCGGAGGCGCGGCCACUGUACGCGCCGGGGACGUGCCCCUACGUGGACGAGGCGUACGCCUGCGCGGCGAACGGGCGGCCGGAUGACGGGUACACGAGGUGGCGCUGGGCGCCGCGCCACUGCAGCCUCCCCAGGUUCAACGCGACGGAUUUCCUGGCGAGGCUGCGCGGCAAGCGGCUGAUGCUAGUCGGCGACUCGAUGAACCGGAACCAGUUCGAGUCCAUGCUCUGCAUCCUGCGCGAGGCCCUGCCGGACAAGACCAAGAUGUUCGAGACGCACGGGUACAGGAUCACCAAGGGCAGAGGCUACUUCGUCUUCAAGUUCGUGGACUACGACUGCACCGUGGAGUUCGUGCGGUCGCAUUUCCUAGUUCGCGAAGGGGUGCGCUUCAACAGGCACAGGAACUCCAACCCUAUCCUGCAGAUCGACCGCGUCGACAAGACGGCGAGCCGGUGGAAGAAGGCCGACGUCCUCGUCUUCAACACCGGCCACUGGUGGACGCACGGCAAGACGGCGAGAGGAAAGAACUACUACAAAGAAGGGGAUACGUUGUACCCCCAAUUCGAUUCAACUGAAGCUUACAGAAGAGCCCUGAAGACAUGGGCUCGAUGGAUCGACAAGAACAUGGAGCCGGCGAGAAGCGUCGUCUUCUACCGAGGAUACUCCACUGCACAUUUCAGGGGAGGCGACUGGGACUCCGGCGGCUCGUGCAACGGGGAGACGGAGCCAACGUUCAAAGGCGCUAUCGUCGACAGCUACCCUCUGAAGAUGAGGAUCGCGGAGGAGGCCAUCGGCCGGAUGCGCUUCCCGGUGCGGUUGCUGAACGUGACGAGGCUGACCAACUUCCGUAGGGACGGCCACCCGUCGGUGUACGGCAAGGCGCAGGCCAAGGUCUCCAAGAGGAAGCAGGAUUGCAGCCAUUGGUGCCUCCCCGGCGUGCCGGACGCGUGGAACGAGCUCAUCUACGCUUCUCUGGUGCUGGACCCCAACCAGAGCUCAUGGAAACAUAGAUGAGAGCUAGCCCAUUUUGUU